Molecule: messenger RNA, 734 nt
Organism: Polistes canadensis
Lineage: Eukaryota; Metazoa; Arthropoda; Insecta; Hymenoptera; Vespidae
Product: transient-receptor-potential-like protein
Exons: 5
Coding region: 62-718 (218 amino acids)
Biological process (GO): calcium ion transmembrane transport; GPI anchor biosynthetic process
Cellular component (GO): membrane; glycosylphosphatidylinositol-N-acetylglucosaminyltransferase (GPI-GnT) complex
Molecular function (GO): calcium channel activity
Source: RefSeq, a predicted model, not a curated record
UGUAACAUAUUUUAGAGGCUACCAUGGAAAUACCUGUCUGCUUAGGGAACCACUUCACGUUAUGUGUUACGUCGAAGUCAAUCCCAUCGAAAUAACGGAAAAUCUUUUCUUCGCGAUCUUUGGGCAAAAGGAUACCGACGAUUUCACGAUUACAGGGAGGCAACAUUUGCAACCAAAAUGGACGAUAUAUCUAUUCAAGGUAUCAUUCUCUCUAUACAUGCUCGUCACCGUUGUUGUCCUGAUCAAUCUUCUAAUUGCUAUGAUGAGUGACACUUAUCAAAGUAUCCAAUCGCAAAGUGAUAUUGAAUGGAAAUACGGACUCAGUAAACUUAUACGUAAAAUGCAAAGAACGCGAACUGCACCCUCGCCGUUGAAUCUUUUCUCCACGUGGAUAAUAUAUCUUGUAAAGAUGUGUAAAAAGAAGGCAGAUAAAAGGAAGAAAAUGAGUGUGAUGCAUGGAUUAGUGAGGAAUCGUACACUCUCAAAAAAUUCAUUUUUUCGUAAUAAUAAAAUAUUUUCAUCGGAUCGCAACAAGAACGACAUUGAUUUCGGUCUACUAAAUUUGAGUCCUUUUCAAAGCCAAUCAUCUUUAAUUCAGAUGGCGAAAAUUGACAACGUCGUUGAAUGGGACAUCGUUCGUAGGAAAUAUAGGAUGCGUUUUGGAGAUGAAAUAGAAAAACCUUCGGGAGAGGAUCAAAUUGUCAAUGAAACGAUAUAAAUGAUUUCAUUUAUCU